ACUUAAAAACACUUCUUAAUAGAGAGAGAAAAUUUUAGAGAGAGAAAAUGUGUCCUGUUGAGGGAAACCAGAAAUCUAAUCAUACUAAUGGCAAUGGUGUUACAACCAAUGGUAAUUGCAGUGGCGGCGGCAACAACGACGUUUUCAUUAGCGUCGACCGAGGUGAUCCAAAGAUGUACUACACAUUUUGGAAGAAUGUGGACGAUAAGUGCACGGUGACAAUUAAGGCGUCGGAGCUUAUGAGUUACUUUGCCGAUCUUGACCAGGGCGGCGUCUUCUACCAGCUGCCGGAGUUCAGCGCCGCCGUGCACCAGGUGCACCGCGUGGUGGGGAACGCCGUGACUGAAGGACGGUAUAUCAUCGGAGGAACAGGAUCAUCUCAAUUGUUCACCGUUGCCCUUCGUGCCUUGGCCUCAACCGUGAACAACACUAACACAGAUAAUAAUCUUAAGAAGAAAAGGCAAAUACCAGUUGUUUGUGCUGAGCCCUUUUACUCGUGCUACCAAGAAGCAUUAGAGGAAGAGAAAUCGGAGAUAUACAAAUGGCAAGGGGAUGCCAAAACCUUCGACGAGGAAGGCCCUUACGUUGAGGUGGUGACAACACCGAACAACCCCGACGGUAGCAUCCGCGAGCCGGUGGUGAAGAAGGAAGGUGGGUUGGUGAUAUGUGACCUUGCUUACUAUUGGCCUCAAUACACACCCAUCACUACCCCUGCUGAUUAUGAUGUUAUGUUGUUCACCUUAUCUAAGGCUACUGGCCAUGCUGGUUCUCGUGUUGGAUGGGCGAUUGUGAAGGACAAAGAAAUUGCAAUGAGGAUGAUAAAGCUAAUGUCAUUAAUCACCAUAGGAACUUGUCAUGAAGGGCAACUUCGAGCAACAAAGAUACUCGAGUUUGUUGCUGAUAGCUAUGCGCCCCUUGAGAAUGGUAAACUCAAUUCCAAUGGUAAUGCUCAUGUGGUUGAACAACCCUCAGAGAAGUUCUUCGAAUUCAGCCACCGUGUGUUGGCUGAUCGAUGGAAGAGGCUAAGAGCUGUCGUCAAGCGUUGUGGUGUCUUCAACCUGCCUGAGUACUCCCCUGAGUAUUGCAAUUUCAUGAACAAGAACAUUCAUCCCAAUCCAGCAUAUGCAUGGAUGGAGCUUAAGAAUGGGGAAGAUGCGGAAAAACUGAUGAAUGAGCUGAAGAUCCAAACAAGGGGAGGACCGAGAUUUGGAGUGUCUUCAAAGUACACUAGGGUUAGCAUGAUGGAGUGUGAUGACACCUUCAACCAGCUCUUGGACAGGCUCUCUACUCUCGAGUCUUGAGUAGACAAGUAAUAUUAUACCAUAUAUAAAUAAAGCGAACUUAAGAUUUAAAAAAAGAAAAAAGUAUAGGAAAUGUUUACAAUGACUACAGUUUGUUUUGUAGGCAUGAGAUUAAAAAGAUUUGCACUUCUAAAAUAAAGGGUGCAUUUUUUUUUUUUCAUUGGUAAAAGUUUUUGUGAUUGUAGUCAUUGUAAAGUAGUGGUAGAAGUAUGAUCAUCCUGCUAUAGCGGUGAUGUUUGGUUUUGUCAUGGUGGCUUCGUAAGUUCGUAUGGUGCUAUUUGUUGUAAGACUUAAAAGUGUUUUUUGUCUAAGUUUUGUUGUGUUUUUCGAUCA
Messenger RNA from Spinacia oleracea (spinach), 1634 nucleotides. Its product is annotated as tryptophan aminotransferase-related protein 1. Gene Ontology annotation, biological process: amino acid metabolic process. The transcript has 5 exons. The record is from RefSeq and is a predicted model, not a curated record. Gene Ontology annotation, molecular function: transaminase activity; carbon-sulfur lyase activity. The coding region runs from base 48 to 1301 and encodes 417 amino acids. Lineage: Eukaryota; Viridiplantae; Streptophyta; Magnoliopsida; Caryophyllales; Amaranthaceae.